AUAUUUAUCAUUUAUUGUGUUGCAUUCAAAUUCAUCAAACGCAACAAAUUCAAUUUAAAAAAGCCAUUAAGAAAUAAAUACUUUCGAGUAAAAAUGAUUAACGAAAAUAACAUCUUACUACAACAUGUUACUCUGCUCUUUUCCUUUGAUAUAAUAUUAGCCAUUGGUUUGUAUCAAAUUGCGGCCACUGUAUUUGUCUACCCUUACAUAGAAAUGAAGCAAAAAUUUCAUGGGGAGGCUCUCUUCUGUACUACAUUCACCUCCUUAAAUGUAAGUUUUCUUUUUGGUGGAAUCGGUUACAGCUUAUUGUUAGCGGCAUUGUUAGUGCUGAUCUCGCAUAAGGAAUUUGAGCAAUUAUCGAUGGAGCUACUUUUAAUAAAAACAAUCGAUUAUGAUUUACGAGAGAAGCUAAACGAUUUAAUCAUGCAUCAUGAAGAACUUUGGAUUUUUGUGCAACAGUUCAAUUCUAAAUAUAAUUUAGUAUUUGGAUUUCUGUACUUUGGAAUCGUUUGGUUGACAAGUUUUUUAUAUUAUGUCUUUUUGUUUUUAGAAUUUCAUUAUUUUAUUAAAUUUCUUAUGCUUUUAUUGAUGAUACUAUUCACUUGCAUUAGCAUAAUUGCUGGCUGUCUUCUGUGCUCUUUAGCAUUUACGAUGGAAAAUACAUUUCAAGAUAUCAGACAAUUAGCAGGAUGUGACAUUGGAGAAAAUCAAAAGCUAAAGAUUUUGAACUUUAUGAAAAGAUUUGGAAAAGUUUCUCUCUGUCUCACAAUUGGUAGAUUUUUUAUUAUUGACAAGAGAAUUCCCUUGAAGAUGGCAAAAACGUUGCAUUCAGUUUUCUCUGGUUUCAAAAAGCUAAAAAGCAUUUCGAGUGAAGAACAAAACUGUUUACAGAUUUAUCAAAUUAAUUUCACAGAAACGAAUUAAAAAAACAUCUGUAGAAAUGUGUAGUUUCUAUUAAAAAGAGUUUUUCUUGGCAAUUAUUAUGUUCGUUAAAUGUAUUUUAUAGACGACUAUAAA
Molecule: messenger RNA, 1017 nt
Organism: Centruroides sculpturatus (bark scorpion)
Lineage: Eukaryota; Metazoa; Arthropoda; Arachnida; Scorpiones; Buthidae
Exons: 4
Coding region: 94-924 (276 amino acids)
Source: RefSeq, a predicted model, not a curated record